UGCUUGACUGGAUGAGUGAAAACCGGGUCUCGAGAUUAGUUUUUGAUGAGGUUAAAUCUGAUCUCAUACCAGGUCCUUCGCUCCUUCUGUAGAUCUCAUUCCACAGAGGAGUUAUUUUCCUACUAGGACUGUAGGACGUCAAUAUCUCACCUCCUCUUUUGGUCACUGUGGCCUAUAAAUUCCCUGGGCAUUAGCAUCAGAUUCAUUCAUCGACAGUGAUAAACUAGUCCUUUUUGCAUUUUUCUUUUCGUCUUUCUUGGGUGCCUUUGAUAGCUUCAGUGUGAGAUUUGAGAAGAGAGAAUGGCGGCGAUUGAUCUCUCUCCCGCGUUGGCGAAGAAAGUGUUCGGUGGUGAUGGUGGAUCUUACUACGCAUGGUCUCCGUCUGAGCUUCCCAUGCUUAAUGAAGGCAACAUCGGAGCAGCGAAGCUUGCCCUCCAGAAGGAUGGCUUUGCCCUGCCCAGUUUUUCUGAUUCCAACAAGAUCGCUUAUGUUAUUCAGGGCUCUGGUAGGGCCGGAAUCGUGCUCCCCGAAUCUCCGGAGAAGGUGAUCGCGAUCAAGAAGGGUGAUGCAAUUGCCCUCCCUUUCGGUGUCGUGACCUGGUGGUUCAAUGACAAGGACGAGGAACUCGUCGUUCUGUUCCUAGGUGAAACCUCUAAAUCCCGCAAAAGGGGAGAAUUCACCGAAUUCUAUCUCACUGGUUCGAAUGGAAUCUUCCAUGGUCUUUCGACUGAGUUUGUUUGUCGAGCUUGGGACUUGACGGAGGAUCAGGCGAAGAAGCUUGUUGGGAGCCAACCUGGCGCCGGCAUUGUGAAGCUGAAGGCAGGAUUGAGCUUGCCACAGCCCAAGGCAGAGCACAGAGAAGGGAUGGCUCUCAACUGUGAGGAAGCACCCUUGGAUGUUGACAUCAAGAAUGGUGGUCGUGUUGUGGUGGUGAACACUCAAAAUUUGCCUCUGGUGGCACAAGUUGGACUCGGUGGAGACCUUGUCAGGGUCGAUGGAAAUGCUAUGUGUUCCCCUGGUUUCUCUUGCGACUCUGCCUAUCAGGUGACCUACAUUCUAAAGGGAAGUGGCCGUGUUCAGAUCGUCGGGCUUGACGGUAAGCGUGUUCUGGAGACCAACCUCAAGGCCGGUAACUUGUUUAUUGUUCCCAGGUUCCAUGUGGUCUCCAAGAUCACCGACGGUGAUGGCAUGUCUUGGUUCUCCAUCAUCAGCACUCCAAAUCCCGUAUUCACACAUAUGGCUGGGGCGACCUCUGUGUGGAAAGCUUUGUCUCCUGCAGUGCUUGAGGGAGCUUUCAAUGUGGAUCAUGAGCUAGAGAAUCAAUUCCGAUCGAAGAGGACAAAAGAUGCCAUCUUCUUCCCUCCGUCAAAUUAAGGAACAAGGAAAAAUGGGAUGUUUCUUUAUUCUACUGGCCCAAUUAUAUCUUUUCCAAAUAAUUAAUUAAGGCAGGCCACUACUGUAGGACUCACUGAAUCCCGUCUCUUAUAUGGUUUUGUCCUUCAGGUUCAGGGUAGUACGUUACAGUGAAUAUUAAUCAAUAAAUAAGCAAAAUUAGGAAUGAAAUUCGUAUUCGAUUUGUGUUCCA
Macadamia integrifolia is the source of this 1585-nucleotide messenger RNA. RefSeq names its product glutelin type-A 3-like. The coding region runs from base 301 to 1374 and encodes 357 amino acids. The record is from RefSeq and is a predicted model, not a curated record. NCBI's taxonomy places the organism in Eukaryota, Viridiplantae, Streptophyta, Magnoliopsida, Proteales, Proteaceae. The transcript is spliced from 3 exons. Gene Ontology annotation, molecular function: nutrient reservoir activity.